AUGCUAAAAAUCAAGAAAACGCCCUCACGUCCACCAGCUCCGCCACAACCAUUGCUACCGCCAAUUGAAGAUGAUGAGCCGCUUGAAAUUCCGGACGAGCAAGUGAUGAUGGAGCUGGGCUAUGAACCGUAUGAUCCACAAUUUGAUAUGGAUUUCAAUUUUGAAGAUGUCGAGCCAAUGUUUCCGUUUCCGCAAGCUUUUGCUGCUAUCGAUUAUCCGGCCAUGAGAAUUCCAAGGCCUGAUCCUCGAGCUGCAAUGAGACGUCGAUAG
This is a messenger RNA of Caenorhabditis bovis, 270 nucleotides long. The record is from the annotation of a GenBank genome assembly. NCBI's taxonomy places the organism in Eukaryota, Metazoa, Nematoda, Chromadorea, Rhabditida, Rhabditidae.